Molecule: messenger RNA, 1694 nt
Organism: Tachysurus vachellii
Lineage: Eukaryota; Metazoa; Chordata; Actinopteri; Siluriformes; Bagridae
Gene: coq6
Product: coenzyme Q6 monooxygenase
Exons: 12
Coding region: 149-1591 (480 amino acids)
Biological process (GO): ubiquinone biosynthetic process
Cellular component (GO): mitochondrion
Molecular function (GO): oxidoreductase activity, acting on paired donors, with incorporation or reduction of molecular oxygen, NAD(P)H as one donor, and incorporation of one atom of oxygen; 2-octaprenyl-6-methoxyphenol hydroxylase activity; FAD binding
Source: RefSeq, a predicted model, not a curated record
GUUGUUACGUGGGCGGUGAUAACAACAUGGCUCCGUGAGGGAAAAGUUAUCGCGUUAUUGUCAAUAACAACGCAGCUUGAAGGAGAAUUUAUUUGACAAGAUUUUCCCCUUUAACCCGACCAGGCUGUGUGGUUUAACACGCCUCGAAAUGUUUGUUUUGGCGACGCUGAAGCAGGCUGCUGCUGGAGCAGGACGCCAGUGUUUGAGUGUGAGGAGUGUGAACAGACUGAGGGCGUUUAGCACAACACACUCGUCCUCUGAGCACAGAGACGACGGAGACGACGUGUACGACAUCGUCAUAUCGGGUGGAGGAAUGGUAGGGACGGCUAUGGCCUGCUCUCUGGGCUGUGAACCGAAUUUGCAUGGCAGGAAGAUUCUUUUACUAGAAGCUGGCUCUAAGAAAGAGAUGGACAAGGUGCCAGAGGUUUACAGCACACGGGUCAGCUCUAUCAGCCCGGGCUCAGCAACACUGCUCAGUGGUCUUGGAGCUUGGGAUCAUAUAGUCAAUCUGAGAUGCAAACCCUAUCAGAAAAUGCAGGUUUGGGAUGCUUGCUCUGACGCCCUGAUCACGUUCGAUAAGGAGAAUCUGCAGGGCGAGAUGGCAUACAUUGUAGAGAACGACGUGAUCGUGGCUGCUCUUACUAAACAGCUUCAGACACACUCCGAUCAAGUGGAAGUUCAGUACAGAACGAAGGUGGUAAAGUAUACUUGGCCCAGGCCUUUCCAAGUGGCUGACUCUAUCCCUUGGGUCCAGGUGACAUUAGCCAAUGGACGCACCUUGCAGACCAAGCUGCUGAUUGGGGCAGACGGACCCAACUCCAUGGUACGGAGAGAGGCAGGGAUUCCCACCGUCAAGUGGAAUUACGACCAGUCUGCCGUUGUGGCCGUUUUACAUUUAUCUGAGCCUACUGAAAACAAUGUGGCAUGGCAGAGGUUCCUCCCAACCGGGCCAAUUGCAAUGUUGCCGUUGUCAGACACCCAGAGCUCCCUGGUUUGGUCCACCAGUCACCACCAUGCUGAGGAGCUCCUUCAGAUGGAUGAAGAGAGUUUUGUGGAUGCCAUUAACAAUGCAUUUUGGAGUAAUGAGAACCAAUCUGACCUGGUGGAGGCAGCCGGCUCUUUGUUCCGCCAUGCCCUGUCCAUCGUCAUGCCCAAUGGCGCCUCCACCCGCCAGCUUCCACCCAGCGUGGCGGCUAUUGGCCCUAAGAGCCGGGUCAUGUUCCCUCUAGGAAUGGGCCAUGCCUCCGAAUACAUCCGCCACAGAGUCGCCCUAAUUGGAGAUGCAGCACACAGGGUACACCCUCUGGCAGGUCAAGGUGCCAAUCUAGGAUUUGGGGAUGUGGUCUGUUUAACACAGGUGCUCAGCCAAGCAGCAUUCAAUGGCAAAGACCUUGGUGAAAUGCAGCACUUGCUGGAGUAUGAAACUGAGCGGCAGCGUCACAAUCUACCCAUGAUGGCAGCCAUUGACCUCAUGAAGAGACUUUACUCCACUAACGCUGCCCCGCUGGUGCUGUUGAGAACCUUUGGUCUCCAGGCCACUAACGCACUGCCACCUCUUAAAGAGCAGAUUAUUUCAUAUGCCAGCAAGUAGAUGACUGUUAGCCCAUAAAGGCUUGUGGGACAAGACAGCAUGGAGAUUUUGUCUACAGAUUAUAUGUAAAGAUCUAAAUUAAUAAAUUUUAUUUUAAGUCAUA